Molecule: messenger RNA, 3105 nt
Organism: Vitis riparia (riverbank grape)
Lineage: Eukaryota; Viridiplantae; Streptophyta; Magnoliopsida; Vitales; Vitaceae
Product: SPX domain-containing membrane protein At4g22990-like
Exons: 11
Coding region: 858-2948 (696 amino acids)
Biological process (GO): transmembrane transport
Cellular component (GO): membrane
Molecular function (GO): transmembrane transporter activity
Source: RefSeq, a predicted model, not a curated record
UUUAGUGUUCUUUCAAUCAUUUCUUGUGUUUUGUGGAUUUUUUGGCUUGCAUUUUACGUGGUUCUUUUAAUGUUUUUGUAUGUUCUUGGAAUGUGGGAGAAGAUGAAGGGUUUGGGGGUGUUGAAUUGGAUUCUGGGAGCGAUUUUUUUGCUGUGGUUAUGCGUAGGAAUGGAAUAAUUUUUUGUGGGUCGUUUGGAUGGCAGGAAAACGGAGGAAAAUGGGAGAAAAGUUGGAAUCUUGUAAUAUUUUCAAUAGUGAUUAUGAGUUAUUCAAUUUAAUUAAAGUCAGCCCAGUGAAAAAUUAUUUGGGAAUGAAAUCCCAACUGCCAUAAAACAGGGGAAGAAAAGAACUUAAAAGAGAAAAACGGGUUUAUUGGGUGGUGCCAUAGGUGGGUCGGUGCUCAUAGUGACAUAUGCUGCAGAAGCUGGUGGUGGUUCAUGGUGGUGUCAACUGCACUGGUGGUCAUGCUGGUUAAAAUGGGGGGUGGCAAUGGGGUUUGAAAGCAAUGGAAUCCACAAUAACUGAAAUUUUUGUAGAAUUUUUUUCUUUCUGUCUGAUUCUUAAAUGCAUAAUGCUUUGGGGAAACAUUUGUUUAAGCAAUUUCCUUUCAUUUCCUUCAUACUUUCCAGGAAUCAAAUAGAGCUGCAAUGCCUUCUUUGGGUGAUAAUAACGCUGUAGGGUAGCUAAAUAAUAAUUUUCUCUGUCAACCUGUGUGUAGGAUACAGCUUAAUUUUGUUAAGUGGAGCCCAAAUUCUGUUUUCAGUUACCAAACAGAAGGAAACUGUUUUAAUAUUGUUCUCUGAUUCUCAGAUGUUGUCUGAUAUUUAUCAUGGAGUUUACUUGCUUUGAGAAGAAAGAUGGUUGCAUUCGGGAAAAAGUUGAAAGCAAACCAAAUUCAAGAAUGGCAAGGGCACUACAUUAACUAUAAGUUAAUGAAGAAGAAAGUAAACAGAUAUGCUCAGCAAAUUGAGGUGGGAGCGCAAAACCGCCUUUAUGUGCUUAUGGAUUUUGCAAAAUUGCUGGAUAGUCAGAUUGAAAAGAUUGUUUUGUUUCUGUUGGAACAACAAGGGAUACUCGCAAGCAGAUUAUCCAAUCUCAGAGAACAGCAUAAUGCUCUUUCACAACAGCCAGAUGGAUUAAAAGUAUCUGAAGUAAAAGAAGCAUAUAGAGCAGUGGGGAGGGAUCUUUUACAGCUUCUCUUUUUUGUGGAAAUGAAUGCUAUUGGUCUGCGUAAGAUAUUGAAAAAGUUUGAUAAGCGCUUUGGCUACAAGUUUACAAACUACUAUGUUAAAACUCGUGCAAAUCAUCCUUACUCCUUGCUGCAACAAGUGUUCAAGCAUGUGGGUAUUGGGGCUGUAGUAGGAGCCAUAUCACGCAAUCUUGCAGAUCUUCAGGACCAUCAGGGGAGCUACAUAUCAAUUUAUGAUCAACCUGCUUCUUCACUUACGGAUCCUGUCAUUGAUUCUAUUAAUGCUGCUGUAGACAGGUUAACAAACUCAACGAAUUUCCUUCACUUUUUGGGAAAACAUGCGCUUAUUAUGCAAGAGGAGUUGCCGACUCCAUCUGAGGAUCAUGCUGCUGACCAGAGAUAUCAUUUUAUGUCUCUUCUCUUGAACUUGGCAAACACAUUUCUGUAUAUGGUCAACACAUAUAUUAUUGUCCCAACAGCAGAUAACUACUCUCUGAGCCUUGGAGCUGCAGCAACUGUUUGUGGCGUUGUGAUUGGGGCGAUGGCUGUUGCACAAGUGUUCUCUUCAGUAUAUUUUAGUGCAUGGUCAAAUAAAUCGUACAUGAGACCUCUAUUAUUUAGCAGUAUUGUUCUUCUUGUUGGAAAUGUCUUAUACGCACUAGCUUAUGAUCUUGACUCGAUAUCGGUUCUCAUUAUUGGUCGUCUAUUCUGUGGGUUAGGUUCUGCAAGAGCUGUCAACAGGCGCUAUAUCAGUGAUUGUGUUCCGCUUAAACUACGAAUGCAGGCUUCUGCAGGUUUUGUUAGUGCAAGUGCACUUGGAAUGGCAUGUGGUCCUGCUCUUGCAUGCUUAUUUCAAACCAAUUUUAAGAUUUACAAAAUCACAUUCAACGACAACACACUACCUGGUUGGUUUAUGGUGCUGGCAUGGCUUGUCUAUUUAUUGUGGUUGUGGAUUUCUUUCAGAGAGCCUUUUCAUGAGGCUAAAGAGAAUAUUGCGCCCCUGGAAGUUAAUGCUGCCUUAUUAGUAAAUGAGGCUGUGGAGAGUGGCUUGACACAACCAUUGCUGUUGAACUCAAAAGCUAAAGAGGAAGAUGAAGACCAAGAAUGCGAUGGUGCUGAAGAAGAUUCUAAUGAAAUUCAAAAACCUGUCACUUCUCUUGUAUUGGCAUAUAGAUUACUUACACCAUCUGUAAAGGUUCAAUUAUAUAUUUAUUUUAUGCUCAAAUAUGCUAUGGAGGUUCUGCUUGCUGGAUCAAGUGUCAUCACCACAUACUACUUUGUUUGGUCAACCAGACAUGUGGCAAUUUUUCUUGCAUGUCUUGGCCUAACAGUGCUCCCAGUAAACAUGGUUGUUGGGAGCUACAUCAGCAACAUGUUUGAAGAAAGGCAAGUUUUACUGGCAUCUGAAAUUAUGGUAUGCAUAGGAACACUCCUAAGCUUCAAUGUAGUUAUCCCUUACUCAGUGCUGCAGUAUGUUGGCUCAGGACUCAUCACAUUCGUGUCUGCUGAAGUUCUUGAGGGUGUGAACCUAUCACUCCUAUCAAGGGUCAUGUCUUCAAGGCUUUCUCAAGGAACCUACAAUGGUGGACUGCUUUCAACAGAGGCUGGAACCUUGGCUCGAGUAGUUGCAGAUGGCACAAUAACCCUUGCUGGGUACUUGGGUGAGGGUAUGGUCUUGAAUGUCACCUUACUGACUUCACUCUUCAUCUGUAUCUCUUCCAUUAUCGCCACCUGCUUCACCUACAACACACUCUACUGAUGCUUUGCUAUCGGUAUUCCUCCCCUCAUGUAUCAUCCUGUAUAGUAUAGAACCAAUUAGCUAGCUCUCUGGUCAAUACCCAGUACCCACAACAUACUGUAAUGUAAUUUUCCAGCUAAAGAUUUUAUAUCAAUAAAUUCCACUUGAUGUUGCAGUC